AUGGUGAAUCUCGUCGAGCGGGCAACCACAGACACGACGACGACGACGACACCACCACCGCCACCGACGACGACGGCUACAGAUGUGAGCAGCUUGCAGCAAACCAGCCUCUUUCCCUCGACUGUGCCAACGGUGGCCGGGUCGACCACCGCCGAGAAUCGGUUCCCAUUGUUCCUCGACCAGGCAGGCACCGGUGCCGCACCCGACUCGGACAACGACGAACGAAUAUCCACCGAUGAGGGUGACGACGACGACGAUCUGCACCAUCAGGAACACCGCGGCAAAGCAGUAGAUAGGUUACAGAACCGAAGAAUUGGACACCGGUCGGCACGGUCACCAUUGGCUCUUAACGGGACAGCGAAAAAACGUUGCCUUCGCCCACCGACCCACAGUCCGUACAGUGUGGAGCUUGGCCCGCUGGACGGUGACUUACGGCGCGCGUGUGACGACAACGGUACCGACCACGAGCACGCAAUGACAUCGACCGUUGCAGCUGUCACAGCAGCCGCCAAUAAAGCUGUCGCUGCACUGAUGCAGUACCGACAGCAGCAACAGCAGCAACAGCAAUCACAGCAAGCGUCAUCAGCAAACCAGAUGGUCCAGGGGAUGGGACCGUUUCCGGGCACACCCGGGUUCCCGCCGGGCGCAGCACAAACCGUCAGCACAGACAGCCUGUCGGUGCAGGUGGUGAAAGGCGCUACGGGAGCCGGCGGUGCUGGUAGUGCCGGUGGUGGCGGCGGCGGCGGUGGCGGUGGAGGUGGAGGCGGUGUGACGUUGGAUCAUCAGCAUUCGCUCAGCACACUCAAGCAGCACCAGGAGCAACACAAUGCAGCAGUUGCGGCCGCCGCAGCAGCCGCUGCUCAAAUGAAUGCCGUUGCCACGACACAAACGUUGCGAAAUUCUGUCAGUCAAUUCAGCCCCUCGUCAGUAUUGGGUGCCCCGCCGGCAACGUCGAUAGCCGUAUCGCUGGCACCGCUAUCACUGCCAUCCACCAUGGUCAGCGGGGCCGGUGCGGGUAAUGGGGUGGCAGUGGCCGCUAGUAUGGCUGCCGCCAUGAACGCCAACGGUGGAUCACCGGGCGCCUCCACAAACGUGAAUGCCACCAGCAAUGGAGGUGCCGGGUCGGGCACGCUGAGCGGAGCGGGCAGUGUAGCGGGAGCACCCGGUGUCAACGGUAGCCCGGCAGGAAGUGCUGCCAACGGUACCGUGGCCCUUUCCAACGGGAUUGAUCAACAGACUGUCAGCAUGUCCGAUUUACUGCAGCAAUCCGAGCAGGAAUCGCCCAGCAACGUAUCAAGUGCCAACACCGCAGAUGCCGCCACGUCGGUUCUGAGCAAUGUCAGCAACAAUAACAGCAGCGUGAACAACCAAACAAAUGCGGCCGUUUCGGCGGCCAUCGCUGCGGCAGUCAAUUCAAUAAGCAGCAACACCAGCCCCAACAACGCCAUCAACACGAGCAAUAGCAACAGCACCGUUAACGGUAGCAGUAGCAACAGCAACGUGAGCAGUAUGGUCGUGACGGCGGCUGGACCGAUCGGUGCCGGCACUACGACCGUCGUUUCGGCCAUUCCACCCACCAUGACCUCGUCCGCGUCGGCGGUAGCGCUCGUACAGCAGCAUCACCAGCAGACGAUACAAGCUCAACUGCAGCAACAGCAGCAGCAACAACUCAAUGGCCAACAAACGAACCAGCAUCCGCAGCAGCAGCAGCAGCAGCAGGUGGUGGUCAGCAGUCAGCAACAGCAGUCCCAAAGUGUAGCAGCAGCCGUAGCAGCGCUGACUGAUUCGAAAUCACAACCAAAGCGACUACACGUGUCUAACAUACCUUUUCGCUUUCGCGAUCCGGACCUUCGAACCAUGUUCGGGCAAUUCGGUUCCAUACUAGACGUAGAGAUUAUCUUUAAUGAGCGUGGCAGCAAGGGAUUCGGUUUUGUAACAUUCGCUAAUAGUAGCGAUGCGGAGCGAGCACGCGAACGUCUUCACGGCACUGUGGUUGAGGGACGCAAGAUUGAGGUCAAUAAUGCAACCGCACGAGUUCAAAGUAAAAAAGCUCCUGCUGUAUCAAGCGUGUUUCUGACGAAACAAGGCGCCGUCUCGGCCCCGUCACUGGCAGCUGUCUGUGUCCCGUGGCCCGAAGCUGGCAUACCAGGGCAUCCGGCACUGUUGCACCAUCCAGCACUUGCCCAACAUCUUCCGCAUCAUGCCGUGUCCCUAUCGCACCACCAGCAGCGACAUCCGGCCGGUCUGCCCAUACACCUGCACCCGCCGGGACCACCGCACCCGAUGGCAUCAGUUAUUGCCGGGCUAGCCCGCAAUGGCACCGUACCGCCAUCGCCCCGACAUCCUUCGCUCGCAAACAUACCCGGGCUGCCGAACGGCAACGCGAACGGUUCCACAGGUAGCGCAGCAAGCGCGAACGGUACACCCACCGCUAAUGCUCCCGGGACGGGUACCGCCGGAAACAUCGGUCCGGCCGCAUUGCUUUCCGGUCAUCCGGCAUCCUUUGGGCCAAUGAAUGGGCACGCGGGCACGUUAGCCGGCUACCCGUCUGUUUACUUCGAUCCCUAUCUGGCAGCGGCAGCAGCAACGGCGGAUCCCAACUAUCGUCUGCAGGCUGCUAAACCGGUGACGGAGGUUCAAGCACAACCUACCAUUUUGAACGCUGCAGCACCACUGUUGAAGACGCCACUGUCGCAGGCACAAGCCCAAGCACAGGCAUACUCCGCGGCAAGUUAUACGGCCGCAGCAGCGCGUGCAUAUGGGGCAGCAGCUGCUGCAGCACAACCUACCGUUGCCGGAUACACGACAGUCGCUGGAUACGGACGUGCGGAGUAUACCGAUCCAUACCUAGGACACGGUAUCGGACCCGUGCCCGGCUAUGCGGCAACCAUUUAUCGGGGAGGAUACAACCGUUUCACCCCGUACUAA
Messenger RNA from Anopheles marshallii, 2928 nucleotides. RefSeq lists its product as uncharacterized. The record is from RefSeq and is a predicted model, not a curated record. Gene Ontology annotation, biological process: regulation of alternative mRNA splicing, via spliceosome; nervous system development. Gene Ontology annotation, cellular component: nucleus; cytoplasm. Bases 1 to 2928 code for a protein of 975 amino acids. The transcript has 15 exons. Lineage: Eukaryota; Metazoa; Arthropoda; Insecta; Diptera; Culicidae. Gene Ontology annotation, molecular function: mRNA binding.